Messenger RNA from Pezoporus occidentalis (night parrot), 6136 nucleotides. It is a transcript of the gene SAMD4A, whose product is annotated as sterile alpha motif domain containing 4A. The record is from RefSeq and is a predicted model, not a curated record. Gene Ontology annotation, molecular function: translation repressor activity; protein binding; mRNA binding. The transcript is spliced from 13 exons. Bases 477 to 2594 code for a protein of 705 amino acids. Gene Ontology annotation, cellular component: P-body. Gene Ontology annotation, biological process: regulation of mRNA stability; nuclear-transcribed mRNA poly(A) tail shortening; negative regulation of translation. NCBI's taxonomy places the organism in Eukaryota, Metazoa, Chordata, Aves, Psittaciformes, Psittacidae.
CUCCCCUCUCCCCGCCAUGGCACGGCCCCCCCCGGCGCCGCGCCGCCCUCCCCCGCGCCCCGGGGCCCCGGCGAGCCAGGUGUGAGGCCCCCGCCGCCUCUCCAGGGCAGCCCUGACCCUGCCGCUGGGGUUUUCCUAAUUUUUUUGCCCCUUUUUUUUUCCUUUUUUUUUUUUUGGCCGCCCUCUCCCUCCUUCCCUCCCGUGUCGCCAUCAGGGAAUCCAGCACCGCACCGAAGCCAGAAGAGAGGGAGCAAAACCCAACCCAGGCCGAAAGCUACGUCCAAAACAAAACCCACCCUUUUGAUUGCCGAGGAGAUCCGUUGGUUUUGGUGUAUUUUUUCUCUUAAUUUCGAUUAUUGUUAUUUUUCAACCCUGACCCGGCGCGGAGGGGAGGAAGCGGCGUCGGGGCGGGGAGGCUCUCCCGGUUAUUUAUUCUGUGCCCCCGCAGAGGUGUCUCCUCCGGCCGCCGGCUCACCAUGAUGUUUCGAGACCAGGUCGGCGUGUUGGCCGGCUGGUUCAAGGGCUGGAACGAGUGCGAGCAGACUGUUGCGCUGCUCUCGCUGCUUAAACGCGUUAGUCGGACCCAAGCUCGCUUCCUCCAGCUCUGCCUGGAGCACUCCCUGGCAGACUGCACCGAGCUCCACAUUCUCGAAGGGGAGGCCAACAACCCUGGAAUCAUUAACCAAUGGCAACAGGAAUCCAAGGAUAAAGUGAUUUCCCUGUUGUUAACCCACCUGCCUUUACUGAAGCCCGGCAACAUCGAGGCAAAAGUCGAAUACAUGAAACUCUUGCCUAAAAUCCUGGCCCACUCGAUUGAACACAACCAACACAUCGAGGAGAGCCGGCAGCUGCUGUCCUACGCCUUGAUACACCCUGCCACCUCCUUAGAGGACAGGAGUGCCCUGGCCAUGUGGCUCAACCACCUGGAGGACCGCACAUCGGGCGGCUUCGGCAGCCAGAACAGAGGUCGGUCAGAUUCGGUGGACUACGGGCAGACGCACUACUAUCACCAAAGACAAAACUCCGACGACAAACUCAAUGGAUGGCAAAACUCUCGAGACUCGGGCAUAAGCGUCAGCGCUUCCAGCUGGCAGGACAAAAACCUGGCAUGCGAGAACGGCCAUCUGCCCCUCUACUCCUCCUCCUCCGUCCCCACAACCAUCAACACCAUCGGCACUAGCACAAGCACCAUUCUCUCAGGCCAGACACACCACAGCCCUUUGAAACGCUCUGUGUCCCUUACCCCACCCAUGAAUGUGCCAAACCAACCUCUAGGACAUGGAUGGAUGUCUCAUGAGGACUUACGAGCUAGAGGACCCCAGUGCAUCCCUUCUGAUCAUGCCCCCCUGUCUCCACAAAGCAGUGUAGCCUCUUCGGGAAGUGGUGGGAGUGAACAUUUAGAAGAUCAGCCUUCCGCUCGUAACACAUUCCAGGAGGAAGGGAGUGGGAUGAAAGAUGUCCCAGCCUGGCUGAAGAGCCUCCGGCUGCACAAGUACGCUGCCCUCUUCUCGCAGAUGACGUACGAGGAGAUGAUGGCCCUCACCGAAUGCCAGCUUGAGGCACAAAAUGUUACCAAAGGCGCAAGACACAAAAUAGUGAUCAGCAUCCAGAAGCUAAAAGAAAGACAAAACCUGCUCAAAUCUUUAGAAAGGGACAUCCUGGAAGGUGGCAACUUGCGUGUCCCGCUGCAGGAACUACACCAAAUGAUCCUCACCCCCAUCAAAGCUUACUCUUCCCAAAACUCGAGCACAGAGGAGCACAGCCGGGACGCGGACUCGCAUCAUCCCUCCUCCCUGAUCGGCUCAGACAGCCAAGGCUCUGACUGUAAGGACUCUGCCGCAGGCGGGAUGCAGCAGCACCAUUUGCCGGGAUGCGAGGGCGAGUCGGGAGGCGCCCCUUUGCCUGAAGGUGACCUGCCUGGACAGUUCACCAGAGUGAUGGGGAAAGUAUGCACACAACUUCUAGUUUCUCGACCUGACGAAGAGAAUAUAAGUUCCUAUUUACAGCUCAUAGACAAAUGUCUAAUCCAUGAGGCGUUUACAGAGAUCCAGAAGAAGCGGUUGCUGUCAUGGAAACAGCAGGUGCAGAAACUCUUUCGGUCGUUCCCUCGGAAAUCCCUCCUGGAGCUGUCAGGCUAUCGGCAGCAGAGGAGCCGAGGCUUUGGCCAGUCCAACUCCUUACCGACAGCCGGCUCUGCAGGGGCGGGACUGGGACGGCGCAACCCCCGCCAGUUCCAGAUCCCCUCCCGCAACCUCCCCACGGCCCGGCUGGGGCUGCUGGGCCCCACUGGACUGCUGGGCACCCCGCAGCGCAGUCCUGCCGCCAGCCCCGCCAUCCUCAAGCAAGGCAGACAGAACCUCUGGUUUGCCAACCCCGGGGGCAGCAACAGCAUGCCCAGCCGGAGCCACAGCUCUGUGCAAAGAACGCGCUCACUGCCGGUGCACACCUCCCCGCAGACCAUGCUGAUGUUUCAGCAGCCAGAGUUCCAGGUGCCGGUGACUGAACCUGACAUCAACAACAGGCUGGAGUCCCUGUGCCUGAGCAUGACGGAGCACGCGCUCAGCGAUGGUGUCGACCGAACGUCCACGAUCUAGAAAGGCGUCGCAUCGGGGACGCUGGCCAGGAGAACAACUGCUGCGGGUCCAGCGGCGAGGUCGGGGCUUGCAGGGAGCCUCAGCGAUAGCUUGCAUCCUUUCUCCUCUCUCUCCUCUCCUCUCUCUUUCUCUCUCUCUCCUGUUUUAAUUUUGUGAAUGUGUAGAUUGUCCUUGUGAACAUAUCAUUAGACUUGGAAUUUGUGUUGUCAUUUAUUACAUCCAUGCUGGGGGGGGGGGGGGGUGAAAUGUGGCAAAAAAAUUCAACAACGAUGAUGAAAAAACAUGGGGGGGGGGGGGGCACGCAGCAGGAGAGUGCUGACAACAGAGGGUUCACCAGAGCACCAUGGGCAAACCCUGUUUCUGGACGAGGAUACGAAUGAGUACCGAAUAGCACGCGGGUGUGCGUGACCCAAAAUCCUCUGGGGAGGAUUUGCGUGUCCUGCCAGGGGCUUUGGGGCCGGUGGUCCCACCUCUUGAAUUUCGCUGUGUGCAGGCACAAGACUACCCAGCGAGCCCUGAUUUAAAUAAUAUUAAUAAUAACCCCAAAGUUUCCUUUCAGUUUAGCCAAGAGCAUCCGCAGUUUCAAGGCAGCAUUGUGCACGGGGCAGCGGAGGGUCUGUGGGCACCUGCCAGGUGUGGGGUCGGUCCCCCCAUCCCUGCACCCUUGGUGUUGGUCAGGGAUGUGGAGGGGGACAUCUCGCCCAGCGGAGGGUCCUAGGGGAUGUCGGUGAAUUGGGGGGAUACUGGGUGAGUUUCCAUGUCUCUUGCCUUGCCUGCACAGGUACUGGGAAGGUGCUGCUGCAUCCUGGCUUCACACAUCAGGCCCCAGCCUGCUGAAAUCCACCAGUAAUGGUUUUUUCCAGCCCUGGGGGUGGCCAGUGAGGGCUGAAGGAGGCUUGAGAGCAAGCAUGCAGUUUUAUUUAGCCAAAUAAAACCCAAGCCCCAAAGGGCACCAAAAUGCAGCUUCGCAGCCCCAUUUUCUUGGCAUUAAACAUGUGCCAGGGCUGAGAUGUGGGUGGUAGUGGCUUGCCUGCCUCUCACCUGCCAUUGUGCUGCUUUUUAUAAUGGAGCUAAGUUUGGUACAAGGACAUUAGAUGGGUAAAUCCAGCGCAGCGCUGCUCAAGCCUAUGAUGGGGGCCAGAAAAAUACCACUGCACCCACAGUGAUGCUGGGCAUAGUGGCGGCUUCGCUCCUGCCAGUCCUGAUGCUGCUCCGUGUCCUCUGAUGGAAUAAUAAGUUUAAAGUUAAUUAAUGAAGGGAGGUGAUGAAUGGGAAUGACAGCCAUGGCGGGUGCAGCCCAAAAUGGGCUGUGCUGUAAGCGCUGGUGGGCAGCAGUGCGUGCUAGGACAGGUGGCUGAGCAGAAGCCGGAGCCUCACCUGGGCGGGCAGGGAUGGGAGAUGUGUGAAUCCGUUUGCUAUGCAGCAGUUCAAAGUUGUUUUUCUAAAGAACAAACUGUGCCAAAUGCAGUGUUUUAUGUUUGCUGUUCCCUGGUGUCCUGCGUCCCGGCAGGCAGGAGGUGGGGAGAGUGUGUGCUGGGGGGAGUGGAGAAGGGAAAACUGAAAGCGAGGGAGGUUGGGAAGAGGUGUGAGGAGGUGACGCCAAAGUGGGGGCCAGGGGAGGCUGAGACACAGGCACCGGCUGGUGCUGGGGACCUGCGUCACCCCCCGAGCACCCCCAAGGUGUGAACACAACUGCCGUAGCAGGAUCCUUCCUCAGGGAAGGCUCAAAUGUAUUUACGGAGCUGAGAUUCUAUUUAUUCCUUCGCUGACUAUAGAAGCAGAGGUUAUCCGAUUGUUAAGAGAUACUAUUUUGGAUAUUUUACCUAUUAACUUGCUAUGGCUGGUAACCAUGAUAAUGUCUGUUAUUAACAACCACCAAAUAAUUCAAUUGUUUUUCCUUUUGUUUAAAACCAGGAAAAGCUUAUUUUCCAUUGACAGUGUAUAGGUUAAUAACUUGUGUUUGCUGUUCCUUGUUUUUCUUUUUUUAAAGUAAAAAGAAAAUAAAGAGAAGUGGCUUCAGUUGCGUUCGGGAAGUCCUGCCUGGCUCUGGGAUGCCUGUGCUGAGUGCAGGCAGCAGAGCGCCAGUGAAAGACAUUUAAAAAGCAAAUUAAAAGUAGCUUGAAUCAUAAAAUAAGAACUAUUUAUAAAAAGAAAAAAAAAAAGAAAAAAAAAAACAAGCCCCAGCAGUUGCAUGAGUGAGGCUGUGAAGUCAAACUUUAGUAAUAAAGCGGCAGUGCCUUUCUUUUUUGUAUUCACCCAUUCACCCCGCCUGCAACUGUUUUGUACCAUGUACGCAUCGUGGCGAGGGAGAUGCUGCUGCUGCGGGGACCCUCGGCAUCGGGGGGCAUCCCCCUUGUUCCACCCAGCUCUCCCAGAGACAGCCCCUGGCCCCCCAGCACCCGCCGGGGACCUCUUACUGGUGCUGUUCCCCCGAGCCGUCCCCGGGUGCAGCAGGAGGCCGGCCAGCUCAGCGCCCAAGUGUCCUUGGGUCCUGCGGAUGCUCCCUGUGGCUGCGACACCCAGGGAAAUUAAAUGAAUCCCAACCCUUUGUUUCGAGGUGUCCUUCCCCCCUCCCCAGGGACAAGCCCUGAGCUCGACUGGACUUGAGCUGGGCUUUGCCUUUGCUUGCUCAGCUCAUUAAAAGAAUCUUGGGGGGGGGGGGGAUCAAGCCCGGCCAGCAUCCAGCAGGAAAAUCCAAAACUGUGAUUGACGCCCGCGAGCGGCGCGGAGCGAAGCUCGAGUUUGGUCAGCACUUAGGGAAACUAUUUCUGUUGUCACCUUUCUCCAUGUCGGGGUGCGGCCGUGCCCCAGGUUUGGCUUUCUGAAUGUGCCUGAUGGGAAGUGGGUCCUGCAGACGUCUAUAAUUUGCACACAGCGAUGAUAACACUAAAGUUGCUUUUAUACGAGUCAUCAGAGUUUGCAAAGUGAGUUUUAUUUUUUGUAUUCCUUUAUCUUUACUUAAAGGUGAAUGUGUAUUCCUCUGGGAGGAAUAGGAAGAAAAAAAUACCACAAAAACAAAAAAAAAACAGGAAUGUUAAUAAUGUUCAGCAGAAUACUUCCUCCCUUAUUAAUAUAUAUAACCCUUAUGUAUUUAUGCAUAUUGUAAGCUUACUUUAAAAAGCUUUGACCUCUCUUCUGUUGCAUGCCGUUCCCGGGCAGCCUUUUAUUGUACAUGCAUGCCUUUAGUCUUGUUUUUCUGUACAAAGUUAGUGCACAAAGAACUAUUUUUGCCUCGUUAAUGUUGCCAAGCAAUGCAUAUUUUUUAAAUUUAUCUCUUUUUUUUUUUUGGUCAUAUAUGGAACUAGCAUGUUUGUUACAUGUAAAAGCUUCCCGAUAUAAAGACAUACUAAUGUUUGGAGAUGCCGGUCUUUGCAAGUGUACAGUUUUCAAAUGUUGUUCCCAGUGAAACACCCUUGUGAUUUCAACUUGCUCCAAUGUAUUUAUUACUCAUUUCCUCCCAUGUAACUAGGAAUCAUGGCUAUAUUUCAUAUCAACGUUAUAUUGAAAGUGAAGGGAGAUGAUUAAUACAAGGUUUUGUAACA